Molecule: messenger RNA, 2760 nt
Organism: Aptenodytes forsteri (emperor penguin)
Lineage: Eukaryota; Metazoa; Chordata; Aves; Sphenisciformes; Spheniscidae
Gene: TRIAP1
Product: TP53 regulated inhibitor of apoptosis 1
Exons: 2
Coding region: 33-263 (76 amino acids)
Source: RefSeq, a predicted model, not a curated record
GACGGGGCGCGGGCGGGCGCUCGGCCGCCGCCAUGAACAGCGUGGGCGAGGCUUGCACCGAGCUGAAGCGCGAGUACGACCAGUGCUUCAACCGCUGGUUCGCCGAGAAGUUCCUCAAGGGCGAGAGCGCCGGGGACCCCUGCGGGCAGCUCUUCAAGCGCUACCAGCUCUGCGUGCAGAAAGCAAUCAAGGAAAAGGACAUACCCAUUGAAGGCCUGGAGUUCAUGGGCCCAAGCAAAGGGAAAACUGAAAACUCCUCUUGACCUCAACUGUAUGGAUGGAGUCGCUAAUAUGAGCCUUUGGACUAAGCAACAUCACCAGGCAUAAGACUAGAUGCCACCCGGAUAAGACCUUUGUUAAGCUGCUUUCUAGGAAGCGAGGAAUCUUCUCCGCUUGUGAAAACAAACAGCCACAAAAAAAAAAAAGAAAGAAAAAGGCCGGAUCAUGUGGUAACUACUGCCUCCUUUUCAAUGAAUUUUGGUGGUGGUUCAGCAUCUAACAGCGUGAAAAGCCGUUUGAACUAACUUCCUAUUGAAUGUACUCUAUAAUGGGAGAAUACUUAUUACUAGAGUGGGCUGAGAGAGUAGUUGCUUUGUGACCAGUUUCUCUUGCUUAUUUAUAUAACACUUGAAAGUGUUUAAAAAGAGUAUGAAGGAGGUUGAUUUAUUUUGUCUCAUCCCUAUGCUGCUGAAUUUUGGUGGAAGAAGUUUGUUUUAUAUGAUCCGGAAUGCUGAGGGGCUAAAGCAUUGUUUUGUAUCAGCAGCAGAGAUGGUAUAAAAGCACUCUAUUGGACCUGCAGUAACUUAGCUAAAAUAAAUAUAACCAGGUUAUAUUUUGUUCAAGUAGAUAACUGUCCAGUAGAAUCUGAUUGUGACCUCUAGGAGGGACGGAGACGGCCUGCAACAGAAGCUGGACACUUUUAAUGCAGAGGCUACUUCUUCAACCUUUUCUGAGGUACUGAAACAAUCCUGAACUUGAAUUCUCUCUCUUUUAGCAUUGUGCAUUCCUGCAGCAAAACUGCAUCGCAGCCCUGGCCGUCCUUUUCCACACUACCACAAAGCACCAGGCUGGCCAUGAUGACUGUUAGACUUUUGCUUGUGGUAGUUAAGGCGUGCGUUGAAUGAGGGAAACAUGGGGUUGAAGCUUGACAGCUGAUAAUGUUAAAAGCCCCAGCUGCCGCCUGGGGAUCUUGCCUGCUCGUGAAGCUGCUCCUGAACCAUGUGUACUUUACGCCUAGGAGAGCAAACGAAAGUUAUUUACGCUGGCUUGUGAACUGCAGAAAUGCUUGCAGCAACUAGAAAAAGGGGGGUUGGAAGAGAAGCAAGGGAUCAGGAUCCGUCCCGUCCAGUGGCCCUGUGAGCACUGUGGCAGGGGAGGAGAUUUCUGUUGAUCCUCAUACAGAGAUGGGCAAAAGCUGUCCCUUCUCAUGACACCAACACAGGUGAAAGAGUAAAAAAUAUUAUGGCCUGGGGACAAAAGAGAAGUCAACUUCCUAAUUCUCCUAGAAUUACAGUGAGGAAAAAAGCGAGCUUCACUCUCUCAGCUUUUAAGCACUACCUGAAGGAUUGUUCAGAGGUUUUACUUUUUUAAAAAAAGUUGUUCCCAAACAUACAGCCGGCUUGUCUGCACUGCAGCUCCUCAGUAACGCCCCCAGACACUGAGAGUACUGUGGGACAUGUGCAGAAGAUCAGGAACGGCAGCAGGCGGGGGCCGUCGUUCCCUGUGUCUUCAGCGAUGGCCUGAACACGUCAGCUGGAGCGCAGUCAGGUAGCCUGGGUUAGCCACGCUCCUUUUCUCAGGCGCGUGAGACAGGUAGUGCAGCGUUGGUACAGGGAUUAAAUGUAGCACUUAAAAAACAAGCUCUUGACACUUAAACUGCUGGGUCACUCAGGUAUAAAUAAAAAUAGUAAGUUAAGGGAAAGGUCUUUCUGAGAGCACCGUAAAUAGUAUGUUGGGGACUGUCAAGUAUGUGGCUUUUUUUUUUUUUUAAGGAAUAACACGUACAACCAGUUUGCUUUUCUAUGAUCUUCAUGUAGGAAUAAAUGUAGCGCGAUUUUGUUGGUUAGCUUGAACACUACUGUGUCCAUUAGUGCCUUGUUCUGUGCUUUUAACACAGAAAAGCUUGUCUUAGCAGUCAUUUUACUAGUAUGUGGAUGAAAUAAAUUGCAUUGAAAUGGGGGGGUGUCCCGCAGUGCCCACUUUGAGAUUGUCACUUGCCGUCCAUCACUCCUUUCAGCAGCAAGAUGUCAAGUCAGCUGCUGCAUUCUUCCUUUGGGGAAAAACAGUAUUAAUGGCAGCUAAGACAUAGCUCUCUCUUUCAUACCAUGCAAAAAAAUAUAGAAGUUGCAGAAGGAAUUGGAAAAUAGUCAACUUGCAGAGAAGAAAAGCUUCAAAAUUAAUAUUGUACUGGAACAGACUCAGGGUUAGAAUCGGCUGUUAACUAUGGAAGGUAAUUAAGCUUUUCUAGGUGAAGAAGCUUCUGAGUCACACAGUAUACAUUAUACAGACGUAUGCAGUGGAGCAAAAACGGUGUUUUCGUUUGUAACGCCUGUAUGAGACUUUGUACAACCAGACCGCAGCUUUAUGAAAAGCAGAGUUGUGAGCAACAUACGUGCUGAUAUACUAGAACAUUUGAGAGCUGAAGAUUAACGUUGUGAAGGUGCACAGAGCUUAAUUAAACAUCUUUGCUGCCACUCCCUCUCCCAGAAGGCGCUAAGAGAAAAUUGCCUUCAUGACUGUUAAUAAAUACUGCAAUAGCUG